Messenger RNA from Nothobranchius furzeri (turquoise killifish), 4173 nucleotides. Its product is annotated as C-C chemokine receptor type 1. Gene Ontology annotation, molecular function: C-C chemokine binding; C-C chemokine receptor activity. NCBI's taxonomy places the organism in Eukaryota, Metazoa, Chordata, Actinopteri, Cyprinodontiformes, Nothobranchiidae. The record is from RefSeq and is a predicted model, not a curated record. Gene Ontology annotation, cellular component: external side of plasma membrane; membrane. Gene Ontology annotation, biological process: cell chemotaxis; G protein-coupled receptor signaling pathway; immune response.
CAUGACAGCUUCCGGGCAGCUCUUUUCAAAAUAAAAAUUACAAAGACAAAAAGCCAGUUUUCUUCCUGAUUAAACGUUGAUUUAAGUUUACCUUAUGUGGCUGGGGGUUGCAGGUUCGAGACCCAUUUAGUCUGUCACAAUUUUCCUUGGGCAAGACACUUGAAAGGUGAAUGGGUGAAUAACUACUUGUGUUGUAAAGCGCCUUGGGGUGUUGUAGAACCGUAAAAGGUGCCAUUAAAACAUAGGCCAUUUCUGUGCAACUUUUUGUGUUCUCGUGUUCUGUCCUAAUUGGUUUAAUUCUAAGUGUGCAUUUGCUUUGUAAAUUAAUUACUUUAGACAUUCCAGAUAAAGAUUUCUUUGCAUUUUGUAGCCUAAAGUUGUUUCCACAACAUAUCUGAUGAAAGUAGACAAAAUCUUACAUUGAUAUCAAUUUUGUUACUCUGGCGUUUUACUAUACAAAUAAAAAUUUAAAAAAGCUAACAAACUGACCUUUUUUGAAUAGCAGAGAUUGAACGUUAUUCUUAUGACUUGACAUGGGAAACGUGCUACUUAGUAUUUUACAACGUAGCCUAUUGGUAAUUAUUAAGGUAUUUUAUUAUCAUCAGCCUGCUUAAAAUAUAAAUCUGGCCAAUUCUGGCUCAACAACCUGUGUAGGAAAGUUUUUUUUAUCCAGUUGUUUUUUCAGUUCAUUUAUAUAGUCAGUGCCAGUUUGAAAGUAGAGGUAGAAGAAACUAACAUUUACUUCAUUUAUACUUACGCCAGAGCAUAGAUCAGAGCUGUUGUUCAGGCUUUACAUUACUGUAAGACAUGGCCCGCUUUAUAGAGAUGCUGAAAGAAAGUUUGGAAUAUAGAGUGAAAUGUAGAAAUUGUUGUGAUGUAUUUUUCACUAAAUAAAUAUGAUGUAAUUGCCUAUGUAUCAUUUAAAAAUGUUUACAAGCACAAGUUGUGUAUGUUCAUGACCAGCUUUUAUUAAGUUUUUGGGGCUGGUUACAUGUAAUUUGUAUUUUUAUUUCUAAAUAAAAGCUGACCAAGCAGUUACAAUCCCAUCAAAGAUCCGGCUAUGCAUCUUUAGAUACUGCACGCAUAAUAAUUAAAAAACAAACAAAAAUACUACUACUACUACUAUUACUACUACGAAUAAGAAUAAUUUCAAGUGUUUUAUUUUGAAGGACGUUUCGGGUUUUUUCCGGUGUUCCUGUUGAACUUGACACUCUUAUUUUCAGCCCGCCUUCGUCAGCAGAUCUCACGCCAAUCAUUCUCACCACUGAGCGUCAGCUGGAGAGCGGCGGUGGUUGAACGGGAUCAUGUUUUUCCACAGAAAAACUGAUGGCGACGACUUUUUUUUUUUUUUUUUUUACCCUUUUCUGCCCAACACGGAUCUAUAAUGUCCAAAACCCCAUAGGUGAAAAUCCAGAGGAGGCUUUUUCGGCUCUUGUUGCUUCUGCAGCAGCGUAGGCACCGUAAUGUUACUUCCUACCACUAGAGGCCGCCGUUGCAACAUAGAUAGAUAGAUAGAUAGAUAGAUAGAUAGAUAGAUAGAUAGAUAGAUAGAUAGAUAGAUAGAUGAUAGAUAGAUAGAUAGAUAGAUAGAUAGAUAGAUAGAUAGAUAGAUAGAUAGAUAGAUAGAUAGAUAGAUAGAUAGAUAGAUAGAUAGAUAGAUAGAUAGAUAGAUAGAUAGAUAGAUAGAUAGAUAGAUAGAUAGAUAGAUAGAUAGAUAGAUAGAUGAUGGAUAGAUAGAUAGAUAGAUAGAUAGAUAGAUAGAUAGAUAGAUAGAUAGAUAGAUAGAUAGAUAGAUAGAUAGUCUUAAUUAAGUGUUUUUAAAUGGAAAAUAGAUUAAAAGAAACAUUACAUAACAAAUAUUUAUUUCUGACAUGGAUGAAAACAGAAUUGAAGCUAAACAGGGUUGUAGAAAACAAAAUAGUUGGGAUUAAAACACAACUUGUAAUGUCAGAUUUUCUAAGAUCACUAAAGUUUGAUAGUCUGGCAAGGCAUCCUAUAAAUAUGUAACAUGCAGAGCAAAAUCAUUUUGCUUCAGCUACUGUCUGAUUUCUAGGCUAAAAGUCUGAGGUUAUGCUGGCUGAACUGAAAGCUUAACAAAAAGUGCAACAAAAGGGUAAACGUUUCACGUUUGAAGCAUGACUAGUCAACAAUGUAGAUUGAUUCUCAGUUCACAAACAUUUAUAGACACAACUCAUGUCAAAAGUCACCUCAGAACUGUGUCAAAGGGCUCAGUCGCUGAGUUGUAUUGUUUUAAAACAACGAAUCAGAAGUAAGAAAAACUUUUAAAGAACAUUUAAAGUAACUAAGAGGAACUAAAAUUGAGUUUGUGCAAGAGUUCUAGAUCAACAAGUAUUGAAUGUUUCCAGUGAUAACAUUCAGUUGCUAAAAGAUGGCUGCUUUAGUCUAGAUUAGAUGAUAAAGACAGACCAAUUUACAUAAACAUAAAACUAAUUGAGACUAACUUUAUAAGACCAGAAACAAGAACAAACAUACAAAUGUAUAAUAAUCCAAAUCACGUUGUGCAAAGAGACUUAAGUUACAAACCCGUUAUUUAAAAUGGACGACUUAGAAUGACACAGCUGUUUACUUUAUCAAUAACUGUAAAAAAAAUCUAUACUAAAUUGAUCAAAUUGGCACAUGUUGCUCUAUUAAAGUUACUUUAUGCACAAUCGUGUACUUUUUUAAUAUACACAGUUUCAUUUUAAAGGUUAAAAAACAUCCUCCACGUUUGCGGAUCAUACCCUCAUUUCUCUGGCAAGCCUUGAUCUUAUCUUAGUGAACUGCAGAGAUAAAGAUGUGAAGCACGGGUGCACACACAGGAAACAACAUCUGUACUUCUGCACCUGACUGUAGCGUGUUCAUUAUACUAAGAGGGGCUGCUGGUCUUAAGACACUUCACAGCUGUCUAUCUGACAGAAAUAGCCAAGCUCUUGACUGAAAGACACAAAAGAGCAUUUGAGGAGACAUAUCUGACUCCAGCUGAUCUAGGAGAGAGCAUCUCUGACACGUCAACAUGACAGAAAUCAAUGCAACUGAUUUCCUAACCACGUCUGACUACUCAUCAUACUACUAUGGCAAUGAUUCCUUCUCUCCUUGUGAAAAAUUUGAAACACAAGCUUUCAGCAGAGGGUUCCUGGUGACUCUUUACAUUCUGGUCUUCAUCCUUGGCUCCAUAGGAAAUGGCCUUGUUGUGGUUGUGCUGGUGAAACACAGGAACCAAACCAACUUGACAGACAUGUGCCUCCUCAACCUGGCACUCUCUGACCUCCUCUUCAUCUUCACUCUGCCCUUCUACACCCACUACAUUUUAAUCAACCAAUGGAACUUUGGGGACUUCAUGUGCCGUUUCUUAUCCUGCUCCCACCACUCUGGCUUCUACAGCAGCGUCUUCUUCAUGGUUGUCAUGACGCUGGACCGCUACGUGGUCAUCAUGCAUGCUCACAAGGUGGCUCGGUACCGCACCUUGAAGGCAGGCGUUGUUAUGAUCGUGUUGGUUUGGAUGCUGAGCAUUUGCGUCUCUCUGCCAUCUUUUAUCUUUGCUAAAGUGACAUCACAAUGUGAUGAGUUGGGAUGCCAUUACUCACAUGAAAACAAGAACUGGCUGCACUAUGAUCUGUUCUCCACCAACAUUUUGGGUCUGGUGAUACCUUUGGUGGUGAUGGUGGUUUGCUACUCUAGGAUCAUCCCCAUUCUGGUGAACAUGAGAACUGCCAAAAGGCACCGUGCUGUGAAGCUGAUUGUCUCCAUAAUGAUUGUCUUCUUCUUGUCCUGGGCUCCGUACAACAUCUCCCGCUUCUUGAAGUUUCUGUGUAGCAAUGACUACGUGGAGAACAGCUGCAACUUUGAGAACAUCAAGGUAACAACGAUAGUGACAGAGGCCAUUGCAUACAUCCACUGCUGCCUGAACCCCAUCAUUUAUGCCUUUGUGGGACAAAAGUUCAUGAGACGAGUCAUGCAGCUGCUGAAGAAGUGGAUUCCUGACUCAUAUGCAAAUUCUUCUUAUCGGUCAUUCAGGAAAAGCUCGAUUGCUUCCAAGAAUUCCGACGUUACCGCCAAUGUCAUCAUGUAGGAGGAGGAAUUUUCUUUCUGACAGGAGUUUCAACUGCAGAGCCGUGUCCAGGACUUUUAAAAUGGGGUGGCCCAUGUGGGGCACUUGUUUAUGCUUGGGUGGCA